Messenger RNA from Verticillium alfalfae VaMs.102, 525 nucleotides. RefSeq names its product vacuolar ATP synthase subunit c. Gene Ontology annotation, biological process: proton transmembrane transport. The record is from RefSeq and is a predicted model, not a curated record. NCBI's taxonomy places the organism in Eukaryota, Fungi, Ascomycota, Sordariomycetes, Glomerellales, Plectosphaerellaceae. Gene Ontology annotation, cellular component: proton-transporting V-type ATPase, V0 domain. The transcript has 3 exons. Bases 1 to 525 code for a protein of 174 amino acids. Gene Ontology annotation, molecular function: proton-transporting ATPase activity, rotational mechanism.
AUGGAUCUCGUUGCAAGCAUGUGCCGCUGGUUCGUCAAAGGACACCCUACACAUCAAGACCCCGUCUUCGGCGCCCUGGGCUGCUGCUCAGCCAUCACGCUGACCGUCAUCGGCGCCUCCUACGGCACCGCCAAGUCGGCCCCCGCCAUCUUCGCCUCCGGCGUCCUGCGCCCCGACCGCCUCAUGCAGAACACGCUGUGCGCCGUCAUGGCCCAGAUCCUGGCCAUCUACGGCCUCGUCGCCUCCGUCCUCAUUGCCGGCGACCUCAGGGAGAAGACGACCCUCUUCGCGGCCUUCCUGCAGCUCGGUGCCGGGCUCGCCGUCGGGCUGAGCGGCAUGGCGGCUGGUUUCAGCAUUGGCAUCGUCGGCGAUGCGGGCGUGAGAGCGAGCACCCAGCAGCCCAGGCUCUACUCUGGGAUGGUACUGAUUCUCAUCUUUGCCGAGGUGCUGGGGUUGUACGGGGUCAUCGUUGCCAUUUUGAUGCUCACUAGGUCGAAAGUUGAUGUGACGGUGUGCGAGAUCUGA